AUGGAGGCGAUGCCCUGCCAGAACCAGCGGCUCGGCCUGCGGUCGCAGGACGAACAGCCGCCCACAGCCACAGCGGGCGGCGGCGUCCGGCAGAUCCGUUUCGCGGAGCCCGGUGAGGACAGUGGCUGCCCCAGCCCGGAUAGCAGCAGCAGUAGCAACAACGGGGUCGUGGCGGAGGCGGUGGCCCCCCCGAAUCCCGCCGGGGAGGACAGCGCGCCGGCGAUCGGGCCGCAGCUGAAGCUUUUGCCCAUGAACGACCAGCUCCGAGAACUCCAGACGAUCAUCAGGGACAAGAAAUCCAGUAGAGGAGACUUCGUAUUUUCUGCUGAUCGUCUGAUCAGACUGGUGGUUGAAGAGGGACUGAAUCAACUGCCAUACACAGAAUGUACUGUGACCACUCCAACAGGACACAAAUACGAAGGUGUCAGAUUUGAGAAGGGGAACUGCGGAGUCAGCAUAAUGAGAAGUGGAGAGGCAAUGGAGCAGGGAUUACGGGACUGCUGCAGAUCAAUCCGCAUUGGAAAGAUCCUGAUACAGAGCGACGAGGAGACGCAGAGAGCGAAGGUCUAUUAUGCCAAGUUCCCACCAGACAUUUACAAGAGGAAAGUUCUCCUCAUGUACCCAAUCCUAAGCACUGGCAAUACUGUCAUCGAGGCUGUCAAAGUGCUUGUGGAACACGGCGUGCAACCCAGCGUCAUCAUCCUGCUAAGCCUGUUCUCUACGCCUCAUGGUGCCAAAUCCAUCAUCCAGGAAUUCCCAGAUAUCACCAUUUUAACCACAGAAGUUCAUCCUGUUGCACCAACACACUUUGGACAGAAGUAUUUUGGAACAGACUGACACACUCAGCACAAACAGAUGUCACUCUGUCCUAUUACAAGAGUUUUUUUCCUACUUUUUCUUACUGUUGAGUGGGUUGAGGGCGUAGUUCAAAAUCUGUUUGGCCAAAGGGGGAAAUACUUGACUUUGAUCAGUCAUGGUCAGUCUCUGCCUGAACACUGACUCAGGUCCAUGACAAUGCACUCUCAGUACAAAGUUGAGCAUCUCAGCAUUGGGGUUGUAUAAAUGGCUACACUCUGCUUUAACUUAUUUAUUCUUCUAGAGCCUGUCUUGUGGCUGCUUGCAAGAGCAAA
Indicator indicator is the source of this 1130-nucleotide messenger RNA. It is a transcript of the gene UPRT, whose product is annotated as uracil phosphoribosyltransferase homolog. The record is from RefSeq and is a predicted model, not a curated record. Lineage: Eukaryota; Metazoa; Chordata; Aves; Piciformes; Indicatoridae. The transcript has 7 exons. Bases 1 to 837 code for a protein of 278 amino acids.